AUGAGCGAUGAGGAGAGUGAGGAGUGCGAAGGUGGUAAGAGGGAGAGUGAGGAGUGCGAAGGUGGUAAGAGGGAGAGUGAGGAGUGCGAAGGUGGUAAGAGGGAGAGUGAGGAGUGCGAAGGUGGUAAGAGGGAGAGUGAGGAGUGCGAAGGUGGUAAGAGGGAGAGUGAGGAGUGCGAAGGUGGUAAGAGGGAGAGUGAGGAGUGCGAAGGUGGUAAGAGGGAGAGUGAGGAGUGCGAAGGUGGUAAGAGGGAGAGUGAGGAGUGCGAAGGUGGUAAGAGGGAGAGUGAGGAGUGCGAAGGUGACAAGAGGGAGAGUGAGGAGUGCGAAGGUGACAAGAGGGAGAGUGAGGAGUGCGAAGGUGGUAAGAGGGAGAGUGAGGAGUGCGAAGGUGGUAAGAGGGAGAGUGAGGAGUGCGAAGGUGGUAAGAGGGAGAGUGAGGAGUGCGAAGGUGGUAAGAGGGAGAGUGAGGAGUGCGAAGGUGGUAAGAGGGAGAGUGAGGAGUGCGAAGGUGGUAAGAGGGAGAGUGAGGAGUGCGAAGGUGGUAAGAGGGAGAGUGAGGAGUGCGAAGGUGGUAAGAGGGAGAGUGAGGAGUGCGAAGGUGGUAAGAGGGAGAGUGAGGAGUGCGAAGGAGGUAAGAGGGAGAGUGAGGAGUGCGAAGGUGGUAAGAGGGAGAGUGAGGAGUGCGAAGGUGACAAGAGGGAGAGUGAGGAGUGCGAAGGAGACAAGAGGGAGAGUGAGGAGUGCGAAGGUGACAAGAGGGAGAGUGAGGAGUGCGAAGGUGACAAGAGGGAGAGUGAGGAGUGCGAAGGUGACAAGAGGGAGAGUGAGGAGUGCGAAGGUGGUAAGAGGGAGAGUGAGGAGUGCGAAGGUGGUAGAGGGAGAGUGAGGAGUGCGAAGGUGAGGGAGAGUGAGGAGUGCGAAGGUGGUAAGAGGGAGAGUGAGGAGUGCGAAGGUGGUAAGAGGGAGAGUGAGGAGUGCGAAGGUGGUAAGAGGGAGAGUGAGGAGUGCGAAGGUGGUAAGAGGGAGAGUGAGGAGUGCGAAGGUGGUAAGAGGGAGAGUGAGGAGUGCGAAGGAGGUAAGAGGGAGAGUGAGGAGUGCGAAGGUGACAAGAGGGAGAGUGAGGAGUGCGAAGGUGACAAGAGGGAGAGUGAGGAGUGCGAAGGAGACAAGAGGGAGAGUGAGGAGUGCGAAGGUGACAAGAGGGAGAGUGAGGAGUGCGAAGGUGACAAGAGGGAGAGUGAGGAGUGCGAAGGUGACAAGAGGGAGAGUGAGGAGUGCGAAGGUGGUAAGAGGGAGAGUGAGGAGUGCGAAGGUGGUAAGAGGGAGAGUGAGGAGUGCGAAGGUGGUAAGAGGGAGAGUGAGGAGUGCGAAGGUGGUAAGAGGGAGAGUGAGGAGUGCGAAGGUGACAAGAGGGAGAGUGAGGAGUGCGAAGGUGGUAAGAGGGAGAGUGAGGAGUGCGAAGGUGGUAAGAGGGAGAGUGAGGAGUGCGAAGGUGGUAAGAGGGAGAGUGAGGAGUGCGAAGGUGGUAAGAGGGAGAGUGAGGAGUGCGAAGGUGGUAAGAGGGAGAGUGAGGAGUGCGAAGGUGGUAAGAGGGAGAGUGAGGAGUGCGAAGGUGGUAAGAGGGAGAGUGAGGAGUGCGAAGGUGACAAGAGGGAGAGUGAGGAGUGCGAAGGUGGUAAGAGGGAGAGUGAGGAGUGCGAAGGAGGUAAGAGGGAGAGUGAGGAGUGCGAAGGUGACAAGAGGGAGAGUGAGGAGUGCGAAGGUGACAAGAGGGAGAGUGAGGAGUGCGAAGGUGACAAGAGGGAGAGUGAGGAGUGCGAAGGUGGUAAGAGGGAGAGUGAGGAGUGCGAAGGUGGUAAGAGGGAGAGUGAGGAGUGCGAAGGUGGUAAGAGGGAGAGUGAGGAGUGCGAAGGUGGUAAGAGGGAGAGUGAGGAGUGCGAAGGUGACAAGAGGGAGAGUGAGGAGUGCGAAGGUGGUAAGAGGGAGAGUGAGGAGUGCGAAGGUGGCAGGAGGGAGAGUGAGGAGUGCGAAGGUGGUAAGAGGGAGAGUGAGGAGUGCGAAGGUGGUAAGAGGGAGAGUGAGGAGUGCGAAGGUGGUAAGAGGGAGAGUGAGGAGUGCGAAGGUGGUAAGAGGGAGAGUGAGGAGUGCGAAGGUGGUAAGAGGGAGAGUGAGGAGUGCGAAGGUGGUAAGAGGGAGAGUGAGGAGUGCGAAGGUGGUAAGAGGGAGAGUGAGGAGUGCGAAGGUGGUAAGAGGGAGAGUGAGGAGUGCGAAGGAGGUAAGAGGGAGAGUGAGGAGUGCGAAGGAGACAAGAGGGAGAGUGAGGAGUGCGAAGGUGACAAGAGGGAGAGUGAGGAGUGCGAAGGUGACAAGAGGGAGAGUGAGGAGUGCGAAGGUGACAAGAGGGAGAGUGAGGAGUGCGAAGGUGGUAAGAGGGAGAGUGAGGAGUGCGAAGGUGGUAAGAGGGAGAGUGAGGAGUGCGAAGGUGGUAAGAGGGAGAGUGAGGAGUGCGAAGGUGGUAAGAGGGAGAGUGAGGAGUGCGAAGGUGACAAGAGGGAGAGUGAGGAGUGCGAAGGUGGUAAGAGGGAGAGUGAGGAGUGCGAAGGUGGUAAGAGGGAGAGUGAGGAGUGCGAAGGUGGUAAGAGGGAGAGUGAGGAGUGCGAAGGUGGUAAGAGGGAGAGUGAGGAGUGCGAAGGUGGUAAGAGGGAGAGUGAGGAGUGCGAAGGUGGUAAGAGGGAGAGUGAGGAGUGCGAAGGUGGUAAGAGGGAGAGUGAGGAGUGCGAAGGAGGUAAGAGGGAGAGUGAGGAGUGCGAAGGUGACAAGAGCGAGAGUGAGGAGUGCGAAGGUGACAAGAGCGAGAGUGAGGAGUGCGAAGGAGACAAGAGGGAGAGUGAGGAGUGCGAAGGUGACAAGAGGGAGAGUGAGGAGUGCGAAGGUGACAAGAGGGAGAGUGAGGAGUGCGAAGGUGACAAGAGGGAGAGUGAGGAGUGCGAAGGUGGUAAGAGGGAGAGUGAGGAGUGCGAAGGUGGUAGAGGGAGAGUGAGGAGUGCGAAGGUGAGGGAGAGUGAGGAGUGCGAAGGUGGUAAGAGGGAGAGUGAGGAGUGCGAAGGUGGUAAGAGGGAGAGUGAGGAGUGCGAAGGUGACAAGAGGGAGAGUGAGGAGUGCGAAGGUGACAGGAGGGAGAGUGAGGAGUGCGAAGGUGGUAAGAGGGAGAGUGAGGAGUGCGAAGGUGGUAAGAGGGAGAGUGAGGAGUGCGAAGGUGGUAAGAGGGAGAGUGAGGAGUGCGAAGGUGGUAAGAGGGAGAGUGAGGAGUGCGAAGGUGGUAAGAGGGAGAGUGAGGAGUGCGAAGGUGGUAAGAGGGAGAGUGAGGAGUGCGAAGGUGGUAAGAGGGAGAGUGAGGAGUGCGAAGGUGGUAAGAGGGAGAGUGAGGAGUGCGAAGGAGGUAAGAGGGAGAGUGAGGAGUGCGAAGGUGACAAGAGGGAGAGUGAGGAGUGCGAAGGUGACAAGAGGGAGAGUGAGGAGUGCGAAGGAGACAAGAGGGAGAGUGAGGAGUGCGAAGGUGACAAGAGGGAGAGUGAGGAGUGCGAAGGUGACAAGAGGGAGAGUGAGGAGUGCGAAGGUGACAAGAGGGAGAUUGAGGAGUGCGAAGGUGGUAAGAGGGAGAGUGAGGAGUGCGAAGGUGGUAAGAGGGAGAGUGAGGAGUGCGAAGGUGGUAAGAGGGAGAGUGAGGAGUGCGAAGGUGGUAAGAGGGAGAGUGAGGAGUGCGAAGGUGACAAGAGGGAGAGUGAGGAGUGCGAAGGUGGUAAGAGGGAGAGUGAGGAGUGCGAAGGUGGUAAGAGGGAGAGUGAGGAGUGCGAAGGUGGUAAGAGGGAGAGUGAGGAGUGCGAAGGUGGUAAGAGGGAGAGUGAGGAGUGCGAAGGUGGUAAGAGGGAGAGUGAGGAGUGCGAAGGUGGUAAGAGGGAGAGUGAGGAGUGCGAAGGUGGUAAGAGGGAGAGUGAGGAGUGCGAAGGUGGUAAGAGGGAGAGUGAGGAGUGCGAAGGUGACAAGAGGGAGAGUGAGGAGUGCGAAGGUGGUAAGAGGGAGAGUGAGGAGUGCGAAGGAGGUAAGAGGGAGAGUGAGGAGUGCGAAGGUGACAAGAGGGAGAGUGAGGAGUGCGAAGGUGACAAGAGGGAGAGUGAGGAGUGCGAAGGUGACAAGAGGGAGAGUGAGGAGUGCGAAGGUGGUAAGAGGGAGAGUGAGGAGUGCGAAGGUGGUAAGAGGGAGAGUGAGGAGUGCGAAGGUGGUAAGAGGGAGAGUGAGGAGUGCGAAGGUGGUAAGAGGGAGAGUGAGGAGUGCGAAGGUGACAAGAGGGAGAGUGAGGAGUGCGAAGGUGGUAAGAGGGAGAGUGAGGAGUGCGAAGGUGGUAAGAGGGAGAGUGAGGAGUGCGAAGGUGGUAAGAGGGAGAGUGAGGAGUGCGAAGGUGGUAAGAGGGAGAGUGAGGAGUGCGAAGGUGGUAAGAGGGAGAGUGAGGAGUGCGAAGGUGGUAAGAGGGAGAGUGAGGAGUGCGAAGGUGACAAGAGGGAGAGUGAGGAGUGCGAAGGUGGUAAGAGGGAGAGUGCGGAGUGCGAAGGUGGUAAGAGGGAGAGUGAGGAGUGCGAAGGUGGUAAGAGGGAGAGUGAGGAGCGCGAAGGUGGUAAGAGGGAGAGUGAGGAGUGCGAAGGUGGUAAGAGGGAGAGUGAGGAGUGCGAAGGUGGUAAGAGGGAGAGUGAGGAGUGCGAAGGUGGUAAGAGGGAGAGUGAGGAGUGCGAAGGUGGUAAGAGGGAGAGUGAGGAGUGCGAAGGUGGUAAGAGGGAGAGUGAGGAGUGCGAAGGAGGUAAGAGGGAGAGUGAGGAGUGCGAAGGUGGUAAGAGGGAGAGUGAGGAGUGCGAAGGUGACAAGAGGGAGAGUGAGGAGUGCGAAGGAGACAAGAGGGAGAGUGAGGAGUGCGAAGGUGACAAGAGGGAGAGUGAGGAGUGCGAAGGUGAAAAGAGGGAGAGUGAGGAGUGCGAAGGUGACAAGAGGGAGAGUGAGGAGUGCGAAGGUGGUAAGAGGGAGAGUGAGGAGUGCGAAGGUGGUAAGAGGGAGAGUGAGGAGUGCGAAGGUGGUAAGAGGGAGAGUGAGGAGUGCGAAGGUGGUAAGAGGGAGAGUGAGGAGUGCGAAGGUGACAAGAGGGAGCGUGAGGAGUGCGAAGGUGGUAAGAGGGAGAGUGAGGAGUGCGAAGGUGGUAAGAGGGAGAGUGAGGAGUGCGAAGGUGGUAAGAGGGAGAGUGAGGAGUGCGAAGGUGGUAAGAGGGAGAGUGAGGAGUGCGAAGGUGGUAAGAGGGAGAGUGAGGAGUGCGAAGGUGGUAAGAGGGAGAGUGAGGAGUGCGAAGGUGGUAAGAGGGAGAGUGAGGAGUGCGAAGGUGGUAAGAGGGAGAGUGAGGAGUGCGAAGGUGGUAAGAGGGAGAGUGAGGAGUGCGAAGGUGGUAAGAGGGAGAGUGAGGAGUGCGAAGGAGGUAAGAGGGAGAGUGAGGAGUGCGAAGGUGACAAGAGGGAGAGUGAGGAGUGCGAAGGUGACAAGAGGGAGAGUGAGGAGUGCGAAGGUGACAAGAGGGAGAGUGAGGAGUGCGAAGGUGACAAGAGGGAGAGUGAGGGGUGCGAAGGUGACAAGAGGGAGAGUGAGGAGUGCGAAGGUGACAAGAGGGAGAGUGAGGAGUGCGAAGGUGACAAGAGGGAGAGUGAGGAGUGCGAAGGUGACAAGAGGGAGAGUGAGGAGUGCGAAGGUGACAAGAGGGAGAGUGAGGAGUGCGAAGGUGACAAGAGGGAGAGUGAGGAGUGCGAAGGUGACAAGAGGGAGAGUGAGGAGUGCGAAGGUGACAAGAGGGAGAGUGAGGAGUGCGAAGGUGACAAGAGGGAGAGUGAGGAGUGCGAAGGUGACAAGAGGGAGAGUGAGGAGUGCGAAGGUGACAAGAGGGAGAGUGAGGAGUGCGAAGGUGACAAGAGGGAGAGUGAGGAGUGCGAAGGUGACAAGAGGGAGAGUGAGGAGUGCGAAGGUGACAAGAGGGAGAGUGAGGAGUGCGAAGGUGACAAGAGGGAGAGUGAGGAGUGCGAAGGUGACAAGAGGGAGAGUGAGGAGUGCGAAGGUGAAAAGAGGGAGAGUGAGGAGUGCGAAGGUGACAAGAGGGAGAGUGAGGAGUGCGAAGGUGGUAAGAGGGAGAGUGAGGAGUGCGAAGGUGGUAAGAGGGAGAGUGAGGAGUGCGAAGGUGGUAAGAGGGAGAGUGAGGAGUGCGAAGGAGGUAAGAGGGAGAGUGAGGAGUGCGAAGGUGACAAGAGGGAGAGUGAGGAGUGUGAAGGUGACAAGAGGGAGAGUGAGGAGUGCGAAGGUGACAAGAGGGAGAGUGAGGAGUGCGAAGGUGACAAGAGGGAGAGUGAGGAGUGCGAAGGUGACAAGAGGGAGAGUGAGGAGUGCGAAGGUGACAAGAGGGAGAGUGAGGAGUGCGAAGGUGACAAGAGGGAGAGUGAGGAGUGCGAAGGUGACAAGAGGGAGAGUGAGGAGUGCGAAGGUGACAAGAGGGAGAGUGAGGAGUGCGAAGGUGACAAGAGGGAGAGUGAGGAGUGCGAAGGUGACAAGAGGGAGAGUGAGGAGUGCGAAGGUGACAAGAGGGAGAGUGAGGAGUGCGAAGGUGACAAGAGGGAGAGUGAGGAGUGCGAAGGUGACAAGAGGGAGAGUGAGGAGUGCGAAGGUGACAAGAGGGAGAGUGAGGAGUGCGAAGGUGACAAGAGGGAGAGUGAGGAGUGCGAAGGUGACAAGAGGGAGAGUGAGGAGUGCGAAGGACAGCUUGCCUCUUCCAUCGCCCCGGCACACUCCCCAAUCACGUACACAUGCCCAUUGCAGCACCAGUACCAGUGA
Closterium sp. NIES-65 is the source of this 6906-nucleotide messenger RNA. The record is from the annotation of a GenBank genome assembly. Lineage: Eukaryota; Viridiplantae; Streptophyta; Zygnematophyceae; Desmidiales; Closteriaceae.